Tarenaya hassleriana is the source of this 1307-nucleotide messenger RNA. RefSeq lists its product as uncharacterized. The record is from RefSeq and is a predicted model, not a curated record. Lineage: Eukaryota; Viridiplantae; Streptophyta; Magnoliopsida; Brassicales; Cleomaceae. Bases 268 to 1143 code for a protein of 291 amino acids. The transcript is spliced from 2 exons.
UUCGCAGAAUAACUUUCAGAAGGAAAAUCAAAACUAGAAAUCUUCACGGCGAUUUGACUGACGAAGUGUACAUGAAGCUUCCUCCGGGUUUCUCCUCGCCAAAACCAAACCAAGUCUGCCGUCUCCGGAAAUCUUUGUACGGCCUCAAACAGGCCCCUCGUUGUUGGUUUGCAAAACUCGGAACAGCUUUACGUCGCUACGGAUUCUCUCAGAAACUCACCCUCCGCCUUGGACGCUUUCAAAGCAUAUCUUCACUCCUGUUUUCGCAUGAAGGAUUUGGGUAUGCUUAAAUAUUUCCUUGGUCUUGAGAUUGCACGAAGCCCCUUGGGAAUUUUCUUAUGUCAGCGAAAAUACGUGCUCGAUAUCUUAGCAGACACUGGACUUAUUGGUGCUACACCGGCUUCUUUCCCCCUUGAACAGAACCAUCGAUUAGCUGUCUCCACCAGUGAUCUGCUUGACGACCCCGAGCCUUAUCGUCGUCUCGUUGGCCGGUUACUAUAUUUGUUGGCCACCCGACCAGACAUUACGUAUGCCGUACACGUCCUGUCCCAGUUUAUGCAGCAACCACGUCUGGACCAUUGGCAGGCCGCCUUACGGGUAGUUCGGUACUUGAAACGCAAUCCGGGCCAAGGUAUUCUACUUCGUUCCGACUCUGACCUUCGUCUCUCUGCUUGGUGCGACUCCGAUUGGGCGGGAUGUCCUCGAUCUCGCAAAUCACUCUCCGGUUGGUUAGUUCAACUCGGCAAUUCCCCGAUUUCGUGGCGGUCGAAAAAGCAACAUACAGUUUCACUUUCUUCUGCUGAAGCAGAGUACCGCGCUAUGUCGAGUGCUACCUGUGAGUUGUUAUGGCUCAAGGGCCUACUGCGGUCUCUUGGAGUAGAUCAUUCCGCGCCCAUGUUACUUCGAUGUGAUAGUCAAGCCGCUCUUCAUAUUGCUGCCAACGAUGUUUUCCAUGAUCGGACGAAACACAUCGAGAUCGAUUGUCAUUUCCUCCGGCAUCAUGUCAGCUCUCAAACUGUGGCUACAUGUUACGUUCCCAGCAACUCUCAGCUCGCCGAUAUUUUCACCAAAUCUCUUGGCAAGAAGGAGUUCGACUUGUUUUUAGACAAGCUGGGCGUAUAUGAUAUCUACGCUCCACCUUGAGGGAGGGUAUUCGGGAGAUAUUGAUAUUGUGUAUCACGCAUACAUGGCAUAUUUACAUAUUGUAAUUAUGUCUUUCCUUUUCCUGUAAUUAGGUCACGAAGUGGAUGUCUUCUGUAUACAUAGGCUUGCUUGUACAUGAAUAAACAGAGAAAAAGUUCUUUCUU